This is a messenger RNA of Mollisia scopiformis, 1793 nucleotides long. Its product is annotated as FAD/NAD(P)-binding domain-containing protein. Gene Ontology annotation, biological process: secondary metabolite biosynthetic process. The record is from RefSeq and is a predicted model, not a curated record. Bases 454 to 1758 code for a protein of 434 amino acids. The transcript is spliced from 4 exons. Gene Ontology annotation, molecular function: FAD binding. NCBI's taxonomy places the organism in Eukaryota, Fungi, Ascomycota, Leotiomycetes, Helotiales, Mollisiaceae.
AUUAGUUUUAGUAUCGUGCAGUAUAUAGAAGAUUGAAUCGUACACACGAAAGUCUUCAUUUGUACGACUUUUGCAUCUCUCCUCUACCCCGCCAUGUACCUAAACUACCGAGAGUAUUUACCCCGCUGCUGUAUGUGUCUUGGGUAGUAAAACUACGAAUCGAUUUCCAUUUUCACCCGGGAUCUGAAGAGAAAGGAGGAAGAACCUCCCAUCCGUAUACAUUAAGGGUUUCCAUCUCUAAGAAAAGGCUCUUGUCGUCGACACAAUUCAGUUAGUGGAUCUCAUGACGUUACCGCGACACCGAAUAGCGAGAACCUAAGAAGCCCAGUCCAAUAUCCGAGUGUACCUUCCGUGGCUGGGGUAACAUCCGAUAGACUUCUUUUUCUUGUGCAGCACAUUACUUUCAACCUCGAAUUUUGUUCUGUGUACUUUUCAAACCGCAAAGAUUUAGACAUGGCUCCUUCAGAUACCCCCAAGAAACCCUUUCACAUUGCUGUUUGCGGCGGCGGAAUAGGAGGGCUAUGCAUGGCUAUCGGCCUUCUUCACCAGAACAUAUCAUGCACUCUCUACGAAAGUGCGCCUGCUUUUGCAGAGAUUGGAGCCGGGGUCUCAUUCGGACCCAACGCUAUUCGUGCAAUGUCAUUGAUAGAUCCAGAUAUCAAAAAGGGCUACGACAAGAUAGCAACCAGCAAUGCAUGGCCCGAGAAGAGGAAGUUCUGGUUCGAUUUUAAUCUUGGGCAGAAAAGUCACACGUGGGGCGAUAUGAAAGCUCCUGGAGAAGAAAUGCUCAGAGUGGCUCAAGUUGUUGCAGGCGAUAUUGGGCAGUCGUCAGUUCAUAGGGCUCGCUUCUUGGAUGUUCUAGUCGACCUUGUUCCUGACGGAGUUGCAAAGUUUGGGAAGAGAGUAGAGAAAGUUGACAAGAAAGGCAAGAAGAUGAUACUAACUUUCCAUAAUGGUUCCACUGCGGAAGCUGAUGCAGUGAUUGGCUGUGAUGGUGUGAAAUCAAGAACAAGACAGAUUCUCCUAGGGGAGGAUCAUCGUACUACCGAUCCCACUUUCACGGGAAAGUAUGCCUACAGAGGGUUAAUACCAAUGGAGAAAGCAGUGGGUGCAAUAGGAGAGGAAUUGGCUAGGAAUUCUCAAAUGUACAUGGGCCGGCAUGGACAUGUAUUGACUUUUCCCAUUGAGAAUGGAAGAACCAUGAAUGUCGUUGCUUUUCGGACGAAAGAAGACGGAAAAUGGGAAGACGAACGGUGGGUGCUACCGAUGAAAAAAGAAGAUAUGUUUGACGACUUUGCUGGUUGGGGAGACAGUGUGCAGCAGAUUUUAUCGCUUAUGGAGAAACCCGAUGUAUGGGCAUUAUUCGACCAUCCUCCGGCACCAACUUACUACAGAGGCUGUCUUGCAAUUUUAGGAGACGCUGCUCAUGCCUCAACCCCACAUCAAGGUGCUGGAGCAGGCCAAGCCAUUGAAGAUGCUUUCAUUCUAUCCAAUCUUCUUGGCCAGGUUGAAUCGGUAAAUGAAAUUGAGAAGGCAUUCCACGCCUAUGAUGCUAUUCGAAGACCCAGGAGUCAAAAAGUUGUGACGACUAGCCGUGAAGCGACAGCGAUUUAUGAUUUCGAAGACGAAAAGCUCGGGACUGAUCUGGACUUGAUCAAGCGGACGCUGGAAACUCGGUACGACUGGAUAUGGAACGAAGAUUUGCCCCAGCAGCUGAGGAGAGCCCGAGAGAUUGCGGGACAAAGGGCGCAUUUGUGAAUUUGCAAUUAGUCAAUAGAAUCGUCUCUGAGCGC